GCCAUGUACGGCUAUCAACCGUCGCCUACAGGAAGUGGAUAUCAACAGCAUCCCAUAAAUGUGAUGUCCGCAUCAUCAACACCGGGACAAGGAUAUAACAUGCAAGCACAGUACCCUAUGAAUGGAAAUUCCGGGCGACCACAACCACAGACUUACAUGGCAUCCCCGGGCGUAUCAACCAUGGGUCAGGUAAUGCAACAACCGCAUUAUUCCAUGUCUCAAGCACAAUAUCAGCCGCAGACACUUUCCUAUCAGAGUCUUGCGCAUAACUCACAGUCACUACCACAGCUUCUGGUAAACCCACAAUAUCAAGCCCAACAACAUCAACCGCAACAAUACAUGCGUCCGCAAGCUGUACAAGCCUAUCAGAUGGAUGGUGCUUACUCUCCGGGAAUGCGCCAACCGCAAGGAACCCAAAAUCAACAUGCGCCAUCAAGCCAGCAGCGAUCGCGCCACCGACCAAACCCUAACCAAACCGCCACGACUGGAGCUGCUUCAGAAGCGCGACCUAUAUCAAACACUCCUUCAAGGCCGCACCAACAGUCACAACCGAAACCUCAAGAAAAUCAUGCUCGGAUACCCUCACAGUCACACCCUCAACCUAUUGCAUCGCCAUCGCAGUCACAUCAUAGAACGCCCAGCCAGCCUCAGCCUAGAGCAGCUCCUCAACCACAUAACCAUGCCAUGUCUCCACCUCAACCGCUAUCACGACCUAAGCCGUCGUCUGAUUCUCAACCCCACCCAGCAUCACAGCAACGACCAAUAGCGCAGACGCGAUCUCCGCAGGUAGUCAUCGAAACGAGACGACCUUCAUCGCAAAAUGCAACAGUUCCAGCGCCUUCACGGACGUCUGCUCCUCUGCCUCGGGAGUCGCCUAUAGAUUUGCAGCCAGUGCUUCUAGGACUAGCCGACCAGUAUAUCAGCAAAGCUCACGGAAUAUCUUCAUACUUAGCGCGUGCCCCUCAAGAAGCGGAUGUCGAUCAAUACUAUAGCCUCAUAUCUGCCGGUCUCGGCUGCAUGGAGUCUGUAUUGAAAAACUGGAAGUUUCCGGACCCAAAGGCCGAGGCGCGGUUGCAACUACGAUAUGCGAAUCUUCUACUGGAAGAGACUGAAAACGACGGAGAGCUGCAGGAUUUGCUUACCAGGGGUAUCGCGUUAUGCGAGCGGAACCGCCUUGUUGAUCUGAAGUACAGCAUGAAGCAUGUUCAAGCUCGGUCCUUGUUUCGCACACAUCCUCGGUCUGCUUUCAAGAUGGUGGAUCAGAUGAUUGAGCUCACUGAGACGUAUACGCAUUAUUCCUGGAUGUACGUCUUCCGAUUCUUGCGCCCGGACCAGCUUCUUGAUAAGAUGACUGUCAUGCAAAGAGCACUGGAUGGCGGUAAGAGGAAGACUUCCCCGGAUGGAAGUUUCUAUGUACCGACUGCGGACACGGCACCCGACGAUGUUUCCCUCGAUACAUGUGGUAUCAUAGAGAGAACAGCGGAUGGGAAACGUGCCAUCGUCUUCCAGUGGUUGCGCAGGAGUGAGUUGUUUGCUCUAGGAUACAUUCUCAGCGGUCUGGCCAGCUCUACUAGGAAUGCUGUUGAUCACAAGUCUGAGAAGUAUGUGGUUGAGGGCGACAAACUCACACAAAGUAGGUGUUACACUCACUCUNACGACUACAAUCCCGAAAACGAGCGCAAAAUCCAGUCACUUCAGUCCUCCUCGGCUCACCUGGAUCGACGCAUGUUUUAUCAUAAAUUGUGCCUGCACCUGCUCGCCUCACUUAGAUGCGAGCGCGCUGACUGGCAAGGAGCUCAAGAAGUGCUAGAAAGGCUAACCGAGGGACUGAAAGUGGAAGAUGUUGACGAACAAGACUUUGUACAAGUGUCUGCGCUCUAUCUGACAGGUACGGUCAAGCAGGCGACAGGAGAUCUGGAAGGUGCCUUGGAAUGCUACAAAAGCCCGGCUUUGACGUUACAAGCUGGGCAGAGAGCAACGACAAAUCAAGAUCUUCGCGUCUUGGCCACGCUCAACAUGGUCCUAAUUUUAAGGCCUCGUUCGGGGUCGCAGGACCACAUCAAGCAUCUCAUGGACCUUGCGGAACCGCUAUGCGAAAACCAUGCGAACAUCAAUUUCAAGUCCGCAAUGUACAUUGUCAGAGCGUCGUCGACAAAUGCCCUGCCCAUCCUCAAGAUGAAGCACUACCUAUCAACGUCGGCCAACAUUGCCAAAAACCAGGGGAACGCAUUGCUGCUCUGUGCAGCGAUCAACUUGAUGACAUCGAACUUCUUCACGAGCAUCAUGGGAGAGAAGGCAGAGUUGUCGGCAGGAUCAGGAAAGAGGCUUGCCGACAGAACACAGGUGCCACUGUGGCAGGCCGUUGCUACUCAGCUGUUGGGCAACACAUUCCAUUUUAGCGGCAAAGGCGCAGAGGGUAGUGCAGCACGUGUUGAAGCAGAGAGAUGGAUGCAGAUGGCGCCUGAGAGUAUAAAAGAGAAGUUCGAGGUGAAGAGGUAG
This is a messenger RNA of Aureobasidium vineae, 2499 nucleotides long. Lineage: Eukaryota; Fungi; Ascomycota; Dothideomycetes; Dothideales; Saccotheciaceae. The record is from the annotation of a GenBank genome assembly.